Bombina bombina (fire-bellied toad) is the source of this 1493-nucleotide messenger RNA. RefSeq names its product tropomyosin 4 (gene TPM4). The record is from RefSeq and is a predicted model, not a curated record. Gene Ontology annotation, molecular function: actin filament binding. The transcript is spliced from 8 exons. Bases 392 to 1138 code for a protein of 248 amino acids. Gene Ontology annotation, cellular component: actin filament. Gene Ontology annotation, biological process: muscle contraction; actin filament organization. NCBI's taxonomy places the organism in Eukaryota, Metazoa, Chordata, Amphibia, Anura, Bombinatoridae.
CAUUCUGCAGGCAGCACUCAAAGGAUUGUGACUGCACCCAUAUAACUUUAGUGUUUCCAUUCAAUUGUAGUAUUUUUUUUUUUCCGCUGGUUUAAAAGAAUAUUUAUAUUCUAGUUUAUUUUUUUUUUUUAUCUUAAUAAUAUUGCAGCCUGUUCAUUUCAUUUACCGAAAGGGUUUAUUUUAAGUGCAAUAUUUUAAAAAAGGAAUUUUGUAUCAGGGAAGGAUCAGAUUUCAAAGUAUUAUUUAAUUGUAGUGCAAUAUUGCAUUUUAGACUUUAUAUACAUAAAAAAAAAGCUUAGUGGAAAGAGAUCAACUUGGAAGCCUAUUUUGUGUAGAUCCUUGAUAAAUUCACUUUGUGCUGCAAAAAGAGAAGGGGACCUUUGGACGAAGAAUGGCUGGUUUAAACUCACUGGAAGCAGUCAAGAGAAAGAUCCAGGCUCUACAGCAACAGGCCGACGAUGCUGAAGAUAGAGCGCAGUGCUUGCAAAGGGAGCUGGACACUGAACGGGAUAUGCGUGGAAAAGCAGAAGGUGAAGUAGCCGCAUUAAACCGCCGUAUCCAGCUUGUUGAGGAAGAAUUGGACAGAGCGCAGGAGCGUCUUGCCACAGCCUUACAGAAACUGGAAGAAGCUGAAAAAGCUGCUGAUGAGAGCGAAAGAGGUAUGAAGGUCAUUGAGAAUAGGGCGAUGAAGGACGAAGAAAAGAUGGAAAUACAAGAAAUGCAACUCAAAGAAGCCAAGCACAUCGCAGAGGAAGCCGAUCGUAAAUAUGAGGAGGUUGCUCGUAAACUUGUCAUUCUUGAAGGAGAGCUGGAGCGAGCAGAGGAGCGAGCAGAGGUGUCUGAACUCAAAUGUGGUGACUUGGAGGAAGAACUGAAAAAUGUAACAAACAACUUAAAAUCUCUUGAAGCUCAGUCUGAGAAGUACUCAGAGAAAGAAGACAAAUAUGAAGAAGAAAUAAAGAUACUGACAGACAAACUUAAAGAGGCAGAAACGCGAGCAGAAUUUGCAGAAAGAACUGUCGCCAAACUAGAAAAGACAAUUGAUGACUUGGAAGACACGCUGGCAAAAGCCAAAGAUGAAAACCUGGGAAUGCAUCAAGUUCUGGAUCAGACUUUACAAGAACUCAACAGUUUAUAAUAGAAAGUGAAGAAACCUCUGUGCAAACUUAAUCUAUUCAUUCGUUAAACUUUAUUACAUUCCCAUCUAUCUUGUAACAUUCCAGGGGAGAGAAGUGCAACCAAAAUUAUUUUAUUUUGUAAGGGAUCAUUCCCAAAUUGAGCCUAAAAUCUCAUUUUAUGUUGGUGCAUUUUUUAAAAUAUUUUUUUAUACUAAGGACCCAUGUACAUUUUAUUUCUAGAUUAGCCACACGUUUUACUGUAUACUUAUUUGCUCUGUUACAGGACCACAAAAUGUUGCUAUAAAAAAUGUUUUUGAAUAUUUGUUUUUUUUUUCUUUCUAUUUUAAAACCGGCAAUAAAACCAAACUAAAAAUG